ACCAACAAGCCCACCUUCGAAUCUAUCUUCGAACGGGGGAAAAAGAUAGCGAUGGAUUUCCCUCUGGAUCCGGUGAGCAGUCUACCAAUCUAUGCUGCAUGCCCAGCGGAGGUAGCCGUCUUGAGCUUGCAUGGGGACGACUCUGCCAGCAGCUACGCUGGCCCCGCGGCGGCCGGUGCAUCGGUGAUCGGGGAUCUCGCAGACGGAGCUAGUGUCGGAGAUGUCGGCAGCGCGAUGGCCCUGAUUCCGCGCAGUCAACCGGUAUCGACAAUCCCCAGUCUGCUGGGUGGACGAAGAGGGUUCGUGUCGGCCGCGCACCUCCCGAUAGAACACAUUGCGCUGAUCAGCAGAGUGCGCUGGAGAAAUCAGUUAGGUGUUUCACAGAGAAGCUGGGACGAGGUCAUAGACCCAUGCCUCGGCACAACAUUUGACUCUAUAAAUGAGGCAUACGAUUUCUAUAAUUUGCAUUCAUGUGAGCAUGGCUUUGGGAUAAGAUAUGGGAAGAGCCGGUUAAAUUCGGAGAAGACGAAAUGCAUGCAAGAGAUUGUCUGCGGUUGCUCGAGGAAGCCUACCGGUGAAAAUACAAGGUCUUGCCGCUGUGAAUGCCCUGCUAUGAUUCGCCUGCUGAGAUCUGCUGACAAUGGUUGGUACAUUACUGAGCAUAGGGUGACUCACAACCAUGUGCUGACGGAGACGUGCGGUGAAUUUGUAGAAGUCGUUGGCACCAAGUAACAGUGAAUAUGUUGGUGAAUUUUGUGGCUGCGGGACAGAAGACAGGCCCUGCCGGAGAACGGGUGCAUGGGUGUGGUCCUGACCAGUCGGUGUGUCCGUGCGAGCGGUAAUGUCUGCGUUCCAGGUGGGGAGCUGUGCCUCGUGCCGAACAUCGGCCUCGUCUGGGAAAUUCGAUCUUGUAUAGCAGACACACGAUGCAUGCCUCAGCUGGGAAAAAACGGUGAAGUAAAAUUAAUUUGUGCUGGAGGAGUGGUUAGUCCUGUAAAAACAAGGGACUCACUGGAGCAGCUGCAUAUGAUGGCGAUGUCUUCCCUAUGUCUGAUGCCAUUGUGGUCAUUGUUCGGAGUUUAGCAUGAUCAAAAGCAGUGAUUCGCGGGAGGACGUCAUGCACUCAUGCUUGGUUGUGAACAGACCAAGGUCGAGAUUGUCCAACAUGAAAAUCUGGUGAAUUGAUCGAUAGUUUGUAGGCGUUAGCAUAUUGUGGAAUAACAGAUGCAUAUAGCUGUAAGUGGUACUGGGUUCAGAUAUAUCACCUGGAAGAACAAAUGGCAUCCAAAAUGUUAAUGGUGGUGCUUUCAGUCUUCAUGUCUUUCUGAAAUUUUGACACCCCAUCGAGGAGGGCCUGCAUUGCGUACUCACACCAGUUGAACUGUGUGAUAUUUUCAGUGUUUGCGACUGCACCCCAGAAAUCAAUUGCACAGUAAUCGUAUUUUGUGGAAGGAGCUAGCAGAUGGCCUAUUACAAAAAUGACAAAUGCAAUCUGGAAGCAAUCCUUUUCAAGCUUGCUUGACUCUUCCUUAAUGUCCCUCCCGAGGAAUUCCUCAGCUGCUCUGAGGCUGUGUGAUCCAGCCAGGUUCAUGCCGAGCAUUGACUUUAUGAAAUCAAUGGAUUCGCCUGUGAUGUUGCUGUCCCUGCCUUUGACGUCCCGGUUGCCAAAUGGGAUGCCAAACACCUUGUGCAUGUCUUCAGCCCAGAACCUGAGUGUUUUCUUUUCAUUGAUGCAAAUCUGACGGCGAUGAACGAUCACCUUAGACAUUAUCCAGGAGCUAAACUUGAGGCUGAUCUUCUGUAUCAUGGGGAUCUUGAGUAUGCCGCCGAAGCCAAUUUCUUGAACGAGCCACCGCUUGAAUUCAGUGAAGCCUUCGAUGAUUUCGACUACAUGCUUGACAGAGAUCCUGGAGGUGAAUUGCCUAUCUCGGUUUUCAGCCUUGUCCUUGUUGCCAUCGCUCAGGGGUGGUCCGGACAGGCUUCCGAGUCGUCCGACAUUGCCUAUCGGGCAUGGAUGAGUCAGAGGUCAGGGGUAGAUUUUCAAUAGGAUACGCAGGGGGAAUAACCAGGAUCAAAUGUUAACGAAAAAACGUGAGUGAAAGAUGUGAGUACCUCGACUUGCGCGGAGCUGAAGAUGCAGCUACUGCAGUAGAUUGACAGUCCUGAAAUCAGGGGUUUGUAUGGAACCAGGUGAGGAAUGGGGAAGUUGCUCAGCAUUUUGGAAGCUCGUCUGUGGAGCCGAAAUGGUGUGGGCUUGGCGUGGUAGAUCCCUUUUGUCCCUGCGGAGCUGUGUUGCCGCGUGUGUGCCAUGCGCGCGCGGCGCCUUUAAUGGGAAGUUAGGGCAGCUGUAUGGUCCAGUUUAACUAAGCAGUAGACUUAGGGGAGCAGCUUAGGCUUCAUGUAAGUACACGGCAGUAAAAUUGAUGAUGAACAAAAGUGUGGAGACAUGUAAUAAUCCAAUGCGGA
Messenger RNA from Lolium rigidum, 2466 nucleotides. RefSeq lists its product as uncharacterized. The transcript has 4 exons. Lineage: Eukaryota; Viridiplantae; Streptophyta; Magnoliopsida; Poales; Poaceae. The coding region runs from base 52 to 732 and encodes 226 amino acids. The record is from RefSeq and is a predicted model, not a curated record.